AUGGGCUCCACAAACUUCGACCAGCGACUCAUGUGCCGCGUUGUCGAUGAGUUGGCUGAAAGUAAACCGGAACAACUCUUCUGCGUGCAACCCAUUUCCUCCGAUUUAUCCCAAGGUUGGCGCAAUGUAUCCAUGAGGGAUCUCGCCGGCGCCGUGGAUUACACCGCCCGAUGGAUUGAGAUGGCGAUGGGAAAGGGCUUUGACUUCCAGCCGCUAGCUUAUAUUGGAGCCAAUGACAUCCGCUAUGUGGUUUUCUAUUUGGCUUGCAUGAAGACUGGCUAUGCGGCGUUGUUGCCUUCUACAAGAAAUUCAAUCGUGGCCACAUCGCAUGUUCUUGGCGCCACCGAAUGUUCAAAGGUUGUUUACAGUGCUGAGAGACACAAAAUUGCGGAAGAAAUAGGGGAUAGUGUACAAAACGUCCGAUUGUACGAGAUACCCAGCCUCUGGGAAGUAUUCGGUGCCCCGGCUGAACCUUACGCUUUCGAUGCAAAUUUCUAUGAUUUGCAAAAUAAACCAUGCAUUAUCAUCCAUAGUUCGGGGACCACCGGUCUCCCUAAGCCGGUGUAUCUGACAAACGGAUUCUUCAGCGUCAUUGACAAUUUUCCCAGGACGCCAACUCCACCGGGCAGACUGAACAAAUCAAUCACCUCAGUAGCGCAAGGCAGACGUCUUUUCAGCAUGGCUCCGAUGUUCCAUUUAAUGGGGCUUGUAAUUCUCUCGGGAGCCAUCUUUCACAAUACGCCCGUCGUUUUGAGCCCCGAAAGACCGAUGACCCCGGGACUCCUUAGUCAAAUUCUAGAGACUGCCCGUCCGGAAGUAGCUAUGCUCACACCAUCCGUCAUACAAGAGUUGUCCGCUUUUCAAGAAGGCUUAGAGGGGUUACAAAAGUUCAAAGCAAUAGUCUUCGGUGGAGCACCGCUUUCACCGGAGGUGGGCAACAAGCUAAAUGAAAAAGUGGCUCUCCACUCAAUCAUUGGGUCCAGUGAAGCUGGGUUCAUGGGAGCAUUGAUUUGCACGCAUAGUGAAGAUUGGGAAUACUUUGAGUGGAACCCAUACAGUGGUAUACACAUGGAGUCGGUUGAUGAUGGAGUAUUUGAGGCUGUCAUACGGAAGGACGAACAUCACGAGUUCCUCUGUAUAUUCCAUACCUAUCCUGAUAUUACUGCAUAUCGAACAAAGGAUUUGUUCACGCCACAUCCAACCAGGCCAGGACUGUGGAAAUAUCACGGUCGGCUUGACGACGUUAUUGUGCUCAGCAAUGGUGAGAAAUUUAACCCUACCGACAUGGAGAAUAUCGUGGAGAGUCAUCCCUUGGUUUCAAAAGCCAUUAUUAUUGGUCAAGGGCGAUUCCAGGCUUCAUUGCUCAUACAGCCAAACUGGGGCCAGUGGAGUGAGGAUCAAGACAAGGCGGACUUUAUCGACAGAAUAUGGCCUACAGUUGAGAGAGCAAAUGGCAUUGCUCCUGGUCAUGCCCGUGUCUUGCGUACAAAAGUUGCCCUCGCUAAGCAGGAUACACCAUUCGCGCUAACUCCCAAGGGUUCAGUCCAGAGAAGACAGAUAUCUGAAGACUACGAGACUGAAAUUAACGCUUUAUACGCCGGUGAAGAUGAGGAGUGCACUGAUGAUUUACCACAGAGCACAGAUCUUGAGGAUAUCAAGCAAUACAUCCACACAGUAGUGUCGCAGCUACUUUCUGUCGAGCGAAUCAGUGAUACUAGCGACAUAUUUUCACUGGGCAUGGAUUCACUCCAAACCUUGCAAUUGAGCAAAAUCCUGCAAACCGCUGUCCGGCACCUUUCUGCUGAUAAGAACUCUGAGCCGAUCACAAGCCAGAAGCUUUACGCUUAUCCGACUCUUGAUCAACUGUCACAAUAUGUUUAUCGGCUGUUAAAGGGCGAGACUAUGGAAGAAAAAGCGGAGGAUGAGGAAGCUACCAGACCCGGGAGAAUUGAAGGGUUAAUCAAUAAGUACACCAACGACUUAUCGCAGAGAGCAAUCACGAGCUUCAACAGGUCAACCAAAAACGCAGUUAUUCUGACCGGCUCUACUGGAUCAUUGGGCAACUAUAUCCUGAAUGAGUUACUCAGUGAUCGCGAGAUCCCUAUGAUCUACUGUCUCAAUCGGGCGGAAGAUGCAAGACAAAAGCAGAUUGCCAGCUUCAAGGAAAAAGGGUUUACAAUUCCGCACGACUUCGAUGAACGGGUCGAGUUCAUCCAUGCCCAGUUUGGAGCUCUAAACCUUGGCUUGUCCAUUGACAAAUACAACGAACUCACAAAGUCCGUGGAUCUAAUCAUCCACAAUGCAUGGAAGGUCAAUUUCAACCACAAGGUUGAGGCAUUCGAGGAUCCUCAUAUCCGAGGUAUACGUAGCCUGGUGGACUUCAGUCUACGCAGUGCCCAUUCGGCACAUAUCCACUUCAUCUCCUCGAUUUCUACCGUGAGUGCAUGGGGUCCUCAGCACGGUCCAUCCGUUCCUGAAAUCUCUCUGGAUGAUCCUGAUGUCGCCUUGCGCCAAGGGUAUGGAGAAUCUAAGUUUGUCGGCGAGCGUAUCUGUGCUAUCGCGUCGUCUAUUGCAGGGGUACCGAGCAGUAUCCAUCGAGUGGGACAAAUCGCUGGUCCAACGACGGAAAAGGGGCUGUGGAAUCGACAGGAAUGGCUACCUUCUCUGGUUGCGACAUCCAAGACGCUCGGAAAACUUCCGAAUACCCUUGGUACCAUGCCGGUUGAUUGGAUUCCUAUAGAUAUUAUGGCCAAAAUCGUGGUCGAUAUCACCAAUUCCCGACGCGCCACCGAGGAUCUCACCAGAACGGCCGCUUUCCACCUCGUCAACCCUCGAUCGUCAAGCUGGGAAUCACUUAUCCCGGCCAUCAAAAAGCAUUAUAAAGCAGAGGUUGUCGAUAUGCAUGAUUGGAUGGCCACCUUGGAGGCUUUCAGGAAUCCAACGGAUGGCGAUUUGCAAGACAAACCGGCACUCAAGAUCAUAGAUUUCUAUAAGGGACUGGCCAGCAACCAUGGUACCUUUACCAGUGUGAUGGAGACCGUGAAGACUCAAGAAGCUAGCCAGGCAAUGUGUGAUCUCGGGCCAAUCGACGGGGCUAUCAUGGAGAAUUGGAUUAAGCAAUGGCAAUUUUAA
Messenger RNA from Aspergillus oryzae RIB40, 3132 nucleotides. RefSeq lists its product as uncharacterized. The transcript has 4 exons. The record is from RefSeq and is a predicted model, not a curated record. Lineage: Eukaryota; Fungi; Ascomycota; Eurotiomycetes; Eurotiales; Aspergillaceae. The coding region runs from base 1 to 3132 and encodes 1043 amino acids.